CUCGCUUUCAGAUAGAAUGUAAUGCGCCCAUCUGGCAACAUGGUUCGACAAACCUGUCUAAUUGUAAUCUUUUUGUUUUCUCUGGAACUUACUCAAGCAGCGCGCGUUCUAAAGCCGUUAAGUUUUGGUAUUAUUGGAGAGAAUUCGGAAGAAAAUUUUCCUGAGGUCGAAAAAUUUGAAUUAAAUAAUGCCAGACAGUUUACUGAAAAUUCUCAUGCUCACAUUUUUAGUAUAUCUUCGUCAGUAAAUACCGCUACUGAAACUGUAAGCAAUGAAAAGACUACUGCAAAAAUCAAAGAAGUUGCAACAGCCAUAAAUGGCAACGGUACGAAUGUAACUACUAUAAAUAAUGAGAUGCCAGUUGAAACUGCAAAACUUACCACCGAAAAAAAUUUCCAUCAAGAUUUCAAAACAGUAAAACCAGAAGUUUUACAAAAACCAAACGAUAACGAAAAAUUUAACAAAGAUGGAAUUUCGACAGUUAAAAUUGACGAAAGCUCUUUUACUGAAGUUGCAAACGAUAAUUCUGUGCCAAAACUGACAACUAUAACUGAAGUCAAGAACGUAAAUGAUUCUACAGUUACAUCUGUGAUAAAUAGAGCAACAAAACCAACAAAAAUUACGAGAAAAGUUGAUUUUGCCAGUGAAAGUGUUAGAAAAAAUGUGAUUCGAGCCCUGCCAUCGAAAAAUGCAAUUCCAGAGAAAAAUUCUUCAAAAAUUGAAAGCAUUGAAGACCAAUGGUUGGAUUUGGAAAAGACCUUCAGAAUUUAUACAGAUUCGGUGAUGAAAAAAGCAUUGCCGAAGUUUUUAAGAAUUCAUAGUCAACUGAACAUCUCUUCGCAGUGCAAUGCAGCUUUACUCCAAAUGGUAUCGGGUUUAAGGAAUUUCAAAAGCUGGGCUGUCAAAAUGGUUGACUCUAGUGGCCGGUUACCUUCCGGCACAUUCGAAGGAACUCUUACAGAUCUUGGAGAUUAUGACCAAUGCUUGGAUAUUGUCCAACCCACAAGAGGCAAGCAUAUGAAUAUUCAAGGACAAUACUGUACUUUAGAAGUGGCGCCAGUGCUUCCGAGCGUGCGCAGUAGCGCUACCAUGAAUACAAAACUACUGAAUUUCGGAAACAUAUCUACAGAUUCGGUGCUGACUGACAUAUCCCACGGAUCAGCACUCUUUCAUCUGAUGAUGAUGCGCAUCGGUAUAUGCGUUCCGUCGCCAUGCGUUGCGGAUGAUUUACAAGCUCUGGCAGCUGCACUACUCAAGAAAGUUCCUGUUCAAGUCUCCGUGAGAAAUUGCGAAACGAAGCAACCAUUUCAUUUGACAAUACCUCAAUUUAUUGUAAUAUCGAUUGCAGUAGUGAUUGCGAUUCUGAUCUGCGCUGGCACCGCCGUGGAUUCUUAUAUGUCAAGAAAUGCAGCAAGAAACCAAGACAUGGGGCGGGUUCCUCAGAGUUUGCUGGCCUUUUCUUUGACCACGAACCUGAAGCAACUGAUGAAGUCCUCAAGGAGGAAUUCUACCCUGGGUGCGGUGAAUGGAGUGAGAUGCCUGAGUCUGCUCUGGAUCAUUUUGGCCCAUACUUACGGAUUUGGCCAUCGACAAGGACUUGCUCGAUUGAGUCAUGCUAAAACAUAUAUGGAUGAUAUCUUCUUCCAAAUCAUUACAAACUCGUGGGUUUCCGUCGAUACUUUCUUCUUGCUUGGAGGAUUGCUGGUGGCGACCUCUACCCUCAAAAUCAUAGAAAGUACUGGAGGAAAAAUCAGUUUCAUCUCUCGUCUUCUUCAUAGAAUUUGGAGAUUGAUUCCUCCUCUUGCAGCCACUGUAGGAUUUACGCUCGUCUUGCCACUCAUCGGUUCAGGACCCUUGUGGGCCGACAUGGCUGGGAAGAAGGUUCAUAAUUGUGAGCAGAGGUGGUGGCAAGUGUUUCUCCCUAUUAACACCUGGGUCGAUUUCAAUACAAUGUGUCUCCUUCAUACCUGGUAUGUUGCUUCAGAUGUGCACUUUUACUGUUUGGCAUUGUUGGCUUUGUGUGUGCUUUAUAGAUGGCAAGUUGCUGGGUUUGUCUUGCUAUUCUUAGUGACUGCUAUAUGUGGUUUGGUCACCGGUUUGUUGACUGUCAUCUAUAACUUACCCCCAACUGUGAUAUUUUUCUCGCCAGAUAUAGAAUUGACAAAGAAAACUGCAAAUCUAGUUUACUUUAGACCCUAUCCCCACAUUGGAGCUUAUUGUGUUGGCUUGCUUUUGGGAUACUUGUUAUGGAAACACCAUAAAUGGACACUUACAAAGAUGACACAGACAGUUGGCUGGGCCAUGUCUGCUACGAGCUGUUUAGCUGUGCUAUUUGCUACCUACUCCUGGAGCAGAGGCAACGCCGCCGAUCCUGUAGAAGGCGUUGUGUAUGCCGUUUUGCAUAGAACAGCAUGGGCCGCUGGGGUAGCCUGGGUGCUUUUCAUAUGCGCCAUUGGCCAAGGAGGAAAUUUAAAUAAAUUCCUCUCAUGGCAACUUUUCACACCUCUGAGCCGUCUCUGUUACUUUAUCUACCUCCUCCAUUUUCCCAUCCUGUGGAUUCGCAUCAGCUGGCGAAGGACAUUACUCCCUUUCCAUCAUUACGACCUUAUUACGGAAUUUUCAGGUAUUUUGAUUAUCACUUUGGUUUUGUCGCUGGUGUUUCACCUUGCAUUUGAAGCCCCUUUUCUGAAACUGGAGCAAAUAUGGUGUCCAGAAAGGGCGAAACCAAACGAAGUGAAGAAGCCAUUAGAAGAUGCGCAUGCCACAUGAUUUGCUUGCCAAAAGUUCAAUUCUGGAAUCUUAUAGAUUUUCCACGUGUAUAUAUUUGUAUAUAUGGUUCAUAAUCUGGAAAUUCGUUAGAUCUACAUAUUGAUGUCUGUAAAUGUCCUAGAGAAGCUCAUAAUUUUUAUUUUUUUAAAAAUAUUUUUCUGAAAUUAAAUUUUUGAAUUACUGAGAUCAAAAUAUUAUGACAAGCUGAUCAUAUGACUUAUAUCAUUAUGACUCAUAUGAUCAUAUGACUUAGUAUGAUCACUUAUACAUUACACAUAUAUAAAUAUUUGUAGUCACACAUGUCACAGAUUUGAUAAAAUGAAAUGCAGGAAUUUGCUACAUCAUUAUGACUCAUAUGAUCAUAUGACUUAGUAUGAUCACUUAUACUUAUACAUUACACAUAUAUAAAUAAAUAUUUGUAGUCACACAUGUCACAGAUUUGAUGAAAUAAAAUGCAGCAAUUUGCUACAGCCAAUCUAAUCUACAAAAAGUCGACUUCAGAAUGAGAUAAAAUCGAUAAACUUAAUUAUUUUACUAUUUUUCGCCAAAUAUGGUAAUUUUGAUAGACAUUUAAAAAAUUUAUAAAAUGGUGAAUUUUUGGAGAUUUUUUUGGACUGUUGGUGCAAUUUUAACAUACUUGGCGACACACCGCACUAUGUUCUUAACUCUUACUUUCAAAAACCUUUGAUUUACAACUAAUGUACUUAUAUAUCUCCAUGGCGAGUUUUCUGCCUUGUUUAUCAACAACGCCGUAAAAUAAAUCUACUAUUUAAACAAUCGCCAAAUUCAUUUGGCGUCUAUUUUGAACGCCAAGCUCAAACUAGUUUUCUUUCUACAACAUGAAAUUUGUUCAGUGUUUUCUUUUGAUUGCAAAUCCUUUUUCAUUCGUUAGUCUCUUUUCCCGAAUAAUUAAUAAUAAUAAAUUAGCGGGAAUGGUAUCCUUGAAACUUUCUCGCAUAGUUUUCAAUAAAAAUCUUAUCCCUCUUUCUUUGCAUAAAAUUGGAGUGCUAGGGUAAGGUUACGAACAUCUUACAUGGCUUUAGUGAACUAUAGUUAAGAAAUAUAGAUCUUUGAAGUGAAUCUAGCAUUUUUACUGAAUCUAUAGCGAGAAUAUAUAUCUUGGGCACAUUUUUUCCUGUCAACUGACACGAACAUUUGGCAGUACACUGCAGUUGUACUCACAAGAUAACAUAUCAAAUUUCAUUGAUUCAUUUGAUUGAUUUCGUUUAUGAAUUAUUGCAUAUGCACGCACGCUACAGACCGACAGAUGGUCAAUUGUUUGACGGAUUUGGUCCAAAAUGUGAUAAGUAUCUAUAUUUAUCACUUUUGUAUAUUAUCUUUGAAUAGAGUUUUAAAUACUUAACUCUUUGCGUUUUGUAAUUAUAAAGUUCAGUUGUAUUUCAAUAAUCGGGCCAACAAACUUUUCGUAAUUCCAAAUACCAAAUUUCAUCUGUCUAGUUCAAAUAUUUUUCUAGUUAUGACGUUUCCAAGCAGAACAGACUUACUGACGUACAGAUAGACAUACAGACAGAAUAAUGCCAUAAACGUGUUUUUCGAACGCAAUGAAGUCCGAAGCGUGGAGACUAAUGAAAAUCUCUAGUUCGAAAUUUAACAACUGCAAUACUUCCUCUAUUCUUCGUCUACGAGAAAGUAAUGAAAUAGUAAUUUCCAAUAUAUAAAGAAAGCUAACUUUUCGAGCUAUUAUUCCAUAAAAGUGACUUGUCUUUUAUAUAAAAAUGAAUACCCCAAGUAUAAUUGUUGAAAAAUAUUAUGAUGGUUUUAUAAUAUUAAAAAUACUUUAAAUCUUCAUCAAUAUGCUCAGAGCGUUAAUUUUUUUAAAAUUUCAUAUUGGUAAAGCAUUGUAUUGAAAGUUUUAUACACACAAAUUAUACAAAAUAAAAAACUCAUCAAUAUCCUAGAUAGAAAUUGGUCUUGAAGUUGUUAAUCACAUUAUCGAUGCUUGGAAGUUUUAUACGAAUUGAGUGAUGAAAAAUCGAUUUCUCAGUCUAUUGAUAAUAGAUUUGGUGAAACGUAAAUUCUUCAUUGUUAGUUUUCAAAUGAAUAAUUCAACUAAUGUUCAAAAUAAUGCUUCUGUGUAGUGAUAUUUUUAAGAAAAACAGCAUUAUUUUUAAACAUUUUAUAAGUAAAAUAUUCAAAUUUCGUGACAUGUCAAGUUUCAUCUGUAUGUGACAUCGCAAAUAUUUAUAUAUAUAUGAAGUAAGAAAUUUUUUUUAUUGAAGAUAUUAUUAUAUAUUAUUAUUAUAUAUUUUUAUUGAUAUA
Molecule: messenger RNA, 5049 nt
Organism: Argiope bruennichi
Lineage: Eukaryota; Metazoa; Arthropoda; Arachnida; Araneae; Araneidae
Product: nose resistant to fluoxetine protein 6-like
Exons: 15
Coding region: 22-2769 (915 amino acids)
Molecular function (GO): acyltransferase activity, transferring groups other than amino-acyl groups
Source: RefSeq, a predicted model, not a curated record